UGGCUGCUGCGUGGACGCGUGGUGGUGUGGUGAUUAGCAGACGGAUCGGAUUACCCACUGUGAUUGAUCAGCGAGGCCCCGGGCCUUUUCCGGGCCUUUAAAUACCUGUCCCCGCGCCACCUUCCCCUCCAACUCCAACCAGAUAGGAUAGUUGUUCCACAUCCACAUCGACACCCACAUACAGGGCGCAGAAACCUCGAGCUUCAAGUAGUCGCCGACGAAGCCGGAGCAGAGGGAGAGAGAGGGACUGGGAGAUAGAGGAGCAGAGCGAGGAAAUGGCGCCCGCCGGGAAGCAGCAGCAGCAGGGCCAGGGCGUGGUGGCGGCGGCGGAGCCGGGCGCGGCGCGGCGGCUGUGGCGGGUGGUGCGCGCCGUGCUGUACGUGCUGCGCCGGGGCCUGCCGUCGGGCCGCAAGCUCGCCAUGGACCUCAGCCUCCUCCUCCACCGCGGCAAGAUCGCGGGGAAGGCGCUCGGCGAGCUCUUCCUCGCCUUCCACCACGGCCGCCACGGCGCCGCCUUCCCCUACGCCGGCAGCAGCAGCGCCGGCGGGCACGGGCCCUUCUCGUGCCGCGCGCUCGACCCGAGCCUCGCGGUCCACGAGCCCGCGCCGCGGGGGCGGCGCGAGGUCGAGUUCAGCUGCAGCAACACACCGUCUUCCGCUGCGAGAGGCGGGGGGCUCGGACUCCUCGGCGCCGGCAAGCGCCGCCGCCGCGGCAGCCACCACCGCGACGACAGCGGCUCCGGCGGCUACCUGCAGUACAGCAGCUACGACGCGGCCGAGGUGGCCCGGGUGUUCGAGAUGCUCAGCGACGACGACCACUGCUACCGCGCCUUCGGCGACGACGACGGCCCGGAGCCAAGCGCCACCUCCGCGACGCCGUCCCCUGCGCAGCUGCUUUACUGGGCGGUGGCGCGCAGCCCCGCCGUGGCGGCGGCGGCGGCGGCGGCGAAGGGCAGGACGACGCCGCGUCUCAUCACCGACUCGCCGGCGGACGGCGGGGGCGUCGACCGGCAGGCGGACGAGUUCAUCCGGCGGUUCUACGAGCAGCUCCGCGCGCAGAGGAGCGCCGCGUCCACCCCGGACUACUACGGCCACGGCGCCGCCGCCGCCGCCAGCCCCUACACCACCCCGCGGGCGCGGCGGCCCCGGCCCGUCGCCGCCGGCCUCGCCUAGCUAGUUGGAGCAAACGAGAGACCACCAUCUUGCUGCUGAGACUGAGAACGAAGUGCUCGCCGCGCGCGGCCGCCGGGUGGCCGGCCGGCCGGUCGAUGAGCUAGCCAAGGUCCACCGUACCCUUUGUGUUUAGGCCAGCUGAGCUGCAUGACCCUGCCUGCCUGCCUCGUGUUCAACUUCAACCACCACCCCCUGCUUGUACACCAUGCUUCCCAUCCACCCCUUCACGUGGUUUGUGCGCGAAACUACCUGGCUCGCUCUUCUUCUUCUUGUUUUAUUCCACUCAAGUUGGACCAUGGACACAUGAUUGUCCCCCCUAAAGCUUGGGUUUUUAAACCAAAUCAUACCACCUGGCCAUUCUACUACUUAGUUGCUUGAUGAUUA
This is a messenger RNA of Panicum virgatum (switchgrass), 1556 nucleotides long. RefSeq lists its product as uncharacterized. Bases 276 to 1172 code for a protein of 298 amino acids. The transcript has a single exon. The record is from RefSeq and is a predicted model, not a curated record. Lineage: Eukaryota; Viridiplantae; Streptophyta; Magnoliopsida; Poales; Poaceae.